CUACUCCCACUACAGUCUGAGAGGUAAUCUAAUGGCCUCUGUACAGUGUUGCAUUCAUUCAUGACUGCCCAUUUCUCGUGAAGCUUAUUACGUGAGAAAGGAAUUUCCUUUCUCUUUCUCUCUUAACUCCCAGACCCACAAAUCCCCCCCACUCUCUCUCUCUCUCUCUCUCUUCGAGACAGAGAAAGGAAAAAAAAAAAAAACACCUGGUCCGUGAAAUCUGUACCCCAGCAACAGUGUACCCUGUUUUAUUUCGUCUUCUGCUUCUUCUUCUUCUAUUUCGUUCAUUGAAGAAGCCUUUGCUUUCUUGACCCUCAGAGUCAUUUUCUCUUGUUUGGUUCUGUGAUUAAUCAUAUCAAGUUGAUAAGAAAGAUAUGGGCAUUUUCCAAACACAACCCAUGUUCCAUAAUCUAUAAUGCAACUCCUUUUUGCUACUCUUUUGUUUGUUUCUUCUUGUUUUGGUCCUUCUGACUCUCACUUUCUCUGAUAUGAGUAUCUGGGUUUCGUUAUAAACCAUUGAUGAGCUAAAAACCUUUGGGGUGGGGUUUAAAGUCUGAAUUUUUUUUUGCCCUUCUUUCUUAUUCAAGAAAAGUUAAAAACCUUCUUUGGAGUUUUAGAUUUUGUGGGCAUUUCUUUUUUUGGCCUCUUAAAUAUUUUUUUCUACUGAGAGAAAGUGAUUUCUUGACAGAAUAGUAAAGGUGGCGUUUUUUUUUAGCUUUGUAUAAACUAAGAUUUUUGUUUUACUGUUCUGGAAACUGAAGCUGAGCCGGGAAAGCAGUGAAGAAAGAAGAAUUGUCUUCUUGAGAGUUGAGAGUGUUGCAAGUAAAGAUUUUGGUUGCGGCAUUGAAGGAUCUUUUUGGCUCUUUGAUCAUUGCUGUUUGGUCUGGUUCUGAAAUUGAUUUUGUUUCCAAAAACAGAAGCUUCCAGCAGUAGAAGGCAAAGCCAACAAAAUGGAAAAUUUGUUAUGGCUAUGUCUUCUGCUAGUUGGGUUUCUGUCAAAAUCACAGUUCGUUGGUGCUCAGGUUCAAGAUCAAACUGCAUUAUCAGCCAUUAAUAAAGAGCUUUCAGUGCCUGGAUGGGGUACCAACAGCUCAGAUUACUGCUCUUGGCCCGGGAUUACUUGCGGUUACAACCAUUCAAUGGUCAUAAAGCUUGAUCUUUCUCGCCGUGAACUCCGAGGUAAUGUGAGUCUUAUUUCUGAGCUCAAAGGUUUGAAGUGGCUCGACCUCUCUUACAAUAAUUUCCAUGGUUCAAUUCCCUCAGCUUUUGGGAACUUGUCUGAGCUUGAGUUUCUUGAUUUGUAUCUGAAUAAAUUUGAGGGGUCUAUUCCCCCAGAGUUGGGUGGCCUCAGUAACCUUAGAACAUUAAACCUCUCCAAUAACAUGCUUGUAGGAGAAAUACCAGAUGAACUUAAGGGCCUAAAGAAACUGAAAGAUUUUCAUAUCUCUAGCAAUAGAUUGAGUGGCUAUAUUCCAUUUUGGGUGGGCAAUUUGACCAAUCUGAGAGUUUUUACAGCCUAUGAGAAUAACUUAGGGGGUAAAAUUCCAGAUAAUUUAGGCUCAGUUUCUGAGCUUCAAUUGCUGAAUCUGCAUUCUAACCGGCUUGAAGGUUCCAUACCAAAGAGCAUUUUUGCUUUAGGCAAGCUGGAAGUUUUGAUCCUCACCCAGAAUAAUCUGAGUGGUGAACUUCCUGAAGAUAUUGGGAACUGCACAGGUCUUUCUAGUAUAAGAAUUGGAAACAAUGCCCUCACAGGUACCAUUCCUCGAGCAGUUGGAAACAUUAGUAGCCUCACUUACUUUGAAGUAGAUGAUAAUAAUCUCUCUGGUGAGAUUGUUUCUGAGUUUGCUGAGUGCUCUAAUUUGACCCUCUUAAAUUUAGCCUCGAACGGGUUUGCUGGAACGAUUCCACGCGAGCUUGGACAGCUUAUGAAUCUUCAGGAAUUGAUUCUUUCUGGAAAUAGUCUGUUUGGAGACAUUCCAGAGUCAAUUAUCGGGUGCAAAAAUCUCAAUAAGCUGGAUCUAAGCAAUAACAGAAUCAAUGGUACCAUACCAGUGGAUAUCUGUAACAUGUCUAGAUUACAGUACUUGCUAUUGGGUCAGAAUUCGAUCAGAGGAGAGAUUCCUCAUCAAAUUGGAAGCUGUGGUAAACUGCUUGAGUUGCAAAUGGGCAGCAACUAUCUUACUGGCACUAUCCCUUCUGAGAUUGGUCAUAUUAAGAACUUGCAGAUAGCGUUGAAUUUGAGUUUUAAUCAUCUGCAUGGGGCACUUCCAGCUGAGUUGGGGAAACUUGACAAGCUGGUUUCUCUUGAUGUCUCUAAUAAUCAGCUCUCUGGCAACAUACCAAUUGCGUUAAAAGGUAUGUUGAGCUUGAUUGAGGUUAAUUUUUCAAAUAAUCUGUUCAAUGGACCGGUGCCUAUUUUUGUGCCAUUUCAAAAGAGUCCAAAUUCAAGUUUUGCUGGGAAUAAAGGGCUCUGUGGAGAGCCAUUGAACUCUUUAUGUGGGAAUUCCAACAGUCCUGACCAUCUGAGCCACCACAAAGUCUCCUACAGGAUCAUCCUAGCUGUUAUUGGCUCCGGUUUGACGGUUUUUAUAUCUGUUACCAUAGUUGUUCUCCUAUUUAUGAUGAGAGAGAAACAAGAGAGGCUAGCCAAAGCUGCAGGGGUUGAAGAAGAAGUGGUCAAUAACCGACCAACAAUAAUAGCUGGAAAUGUUUUUGUUGAUAAUCUAAGACAAGCAAUAGAUCUUGAGGCUGUGGUUAAGGCAACUAUGAAGGAUUCAAACAAGAUCAUCAGUGGAACUUUCAGCACUGUCUACAAGGCAGUUAUGCCAUCUGGGCUGAUUCUGGCUGUUAAAAGGCUUAAAUCUAUGGACAGGACAAUCAUUCAUCACCAGCAUAAGAUGAUCAAAGAGCUCGAAAGGCUGAGUAAGCUCUGUCAUGACAACUUAGAGCGGCCCAUUGGAUUUGUUAUUUAUGAAGAUGUUGCUCUUCUGCUGCAUCAGUACUUACCGAAUGGCACAUUGGCGCAGCUUCUUCAUGAAACCACAAAGCAACCUGAUUAUGAACCUGACUGGCCUACGAGGCUCUCCAUUGCGAUUGGAGUGGCAGAAGGAUUGGCGUUUCUCCAUCAUGUAGCAAUCAUUCAUCUCGACAUUUCGUCGGUGAAUGUUCUUCUUGAUGCCAACUUCAGGCCCUUAGUUGGGGAGAUUGAGAUAUCGAAGCUCUUAGAUCCAUCCAGAGGCACUGCAAGUAUUAGUGCAGUUGCAGGCUCCUUUGGUUAUAUUCCUCCAGAAUAUGCAUACACUAUGCAAGUUACAGCUCCAGGAAAUGUUUAUAGCUAUGGUGUUGUCUUGCUUGAGAUCCUUACCACCCGAUUACCAGUUGAUGAUGCCUUUGGCGAAGGAGUAGACUUAGUGAAGUGGGUUCAGACUGCUCCUGCUAGAGGCGAAACUCCAGAGCAGAUACUCGACGCUAAGCUUAGCACGGUUUCCUUUGGCUGGAGGAAAGAAAUGCUUGCAGCUCUCAAGGUUGCCUUGCUCUGCACUGACAGCACAUCAGCCAAGCGGCCGAAAAUGAAGCAGGUAGUCGAAAUGCUUCAAGAAAUUAAACAAAACUGAUAAGAGAAUUGCCACCUAAACUUUUCUGAGCUGUAAACCCGGUCGGAUCAAGAAAGCUCAUCAACAAAAUAACUAGUUUUUCCACGUAAAAUCUGAUCAGAUGAGUUUUACUUUCUUGGAUAACUGUCAGCUUGUAACUAUAUUUGAAAUCUGGAACAGAAAUAGUUGGUGAGUUAAUCCAAGGAGAGAAGGGUUCUGUUUCAUAUUAGAUGAACAAUCUUUUGUAUUUUCAAUGUGGGGAUGUAUGUUUACAUAUUAUUUUAAGCUUAUUUUAUAAAUGAAGGUAAAAUCUUAUACAACAUAAACUUAUUGAGUUAGCUUUGUCUGAUAUUCAUAGUGUAAAGUUUAGAAAGAACAUAGAGAAUUGAACUGAAAAGU
This is a messenger RNA of Humulus lupulus (European hop), 3992 nucleotides long. RefSeq names its product leucine-rich repeat receptor-like tyrosine-protein kinase PXC3. NCBI's taxonomy places the organism in Eukaryota, Viridiplantae, Streptophyta, Magnoliopsida, Rosales, Cannabaceae. Gene Ontology annotation, molecular function: ATP binding; protein kinase activity; protein binding. The record is from RefSeq and is a predicted model, not a curated record. Gene Ontology annotation, biological process: protein phosphorylation. The transcript is spliced from 2 exons. The coding region runs from base 951 to 3614 and encodes 887 amino acids.